GUUUAGUCACGGAGGAGAGAAGUAAUGGAAGGGCGGUAAUGUACCUCAGCGUUGUUUGCCUACCACCAUUAAGCCCUAAAGAAGAAGAAGAGAUGUCUUCUCAUAGUAAUUCCAGACCUAAUAUGCCAUGGAGCAACGGAGAGGUGAAAACCUUCCUUUCUUUGGUGGCGGAGGAAAGAAUACAGGGCGAACUGGACGGCGCGGCGAGGAACGAGAAAAUAUUUCUAGAGCUCGCUGAAGCCAUGGCCACGCAUGGCUUUACCCGAAGCUCCAAACAAUGUCGCGAUAAACUUAAGAAGUUAAAGUGUGAGUACAGGGCGGUCGCAGUCCACAACGGUCGGAGAGGGGUAGAUAAGCGACGGUGGAAAUGGUUUAAAGAAAUGGACGCCAUUUAUGGUAAAAGGCCCGCCAGCAGCGUCCGUGAGAGUGUCGUGGAUUCUGCGGGUCCGUCUCCAGUUUCAAGUUGCACGUCGGGAAACGGCCAGUCUCUGAGAGAGUUGAUCAGCGAGCGACUAGCUGCUGCUGCUGCAGACAUAUUCUCAGAGUUUGAAAAAACCAUCGCCCGAUACGAGAAAGAGAUCGAUCGCCAACGCAGACUGCUGGAGGUCAACUCAGCCAGAACAGAACUCCCACUGCAUUACAUCAAGAAAGAUGAGGAAGUUCUGACUGACCAGCAGCUCUGGAACCAGGAGAGGACCUCCAGUUUGGACCAGGAACAAGCUGAACCUUUACAUGAGGUACCAGAACCUCAGCAGAUUAAAGUGGAGCAGGAUAACCCAGAACAUUUGCCGUUUAUAGAACAAGAGGAGCUUUGCAUCAGUCAGGAUGAAGAGCAGUUUGUAGUGAAGCUGGAGAAUGUUACCUCCUUUUCAACUCCUAUUGAUGAGGAAAGAAACCACGAUGGACCAGAACCAAGCAGUGAGCAACGGUUUUCUUCAGUGUUUCCUGAGGCUGAGGUCAGGGAUGCCUCCCCUGCAGCGUCAUCAGCCUGUCCAGAACCUCCACAGCAUUAUGUCUGUGAAAAGGAGAAGGUUUUGCCUGACCAGAAGCUCUAUAACCAGGAGAGGAUCUCCAGUUCAUGUCAGCCGGAACCUGAACCUCCAUUGAUCAAAAAAAGACAGGAAGAACUCCGUAUCGGUCAGCAUGAAGGGCAGUUCCUUCCGACACAGGAAAAUGUAACCUUCAUGGUGACUUCUCCUUCUGAAGAAACUGAUUGCAUUGAACAGGAAUCACACUGGAACCAACCCUUGUGUCCGCGUUCUACUGAAGCUGAAAACCAAGAUCAAGAUAUAUGCAAGAAUGAAAACGGCAAUGAAGAUUUAACAAAAAAUGAAAGUCAUCAACAAACCAAAGAUCAAAGAAACAGUGUAGAGACCCAUAAACCAAAAAAGCAAAAGAAGGCUCACAGAGGCAACAGCCAAGUUUCAUGUGGAAUCUGUGAAAAAUCUUUCAGUCACAAUGGUCUUUUAACUCUUCACAUGAGAUGUCACACAGGUGAGAAACCAUUUAUAUGUGAAACUUGUGGGAAAAGUUUCUCUACAAAUUACCACUUGACUAAUCACACACGAAGUCACACAGGCGAGAAACCGUUUAAAUGUAAAUAUUGUGGCAAAUGUUUCUCUUUGAGGGGUACCUUGAUUAUUCACAUCAGAGUUCACACAGGUGAGAAACCAUUUACGUGUAGAGUUUGUGAUAAAUGUUUCUCUAGGAGUGAUAGUUUGACUUCACACAUGAGAAUUCACACAGGUGAGAAACCAUUUUCAUGUAGGAUUUGUGGUAAAUGUUAUCGUAUUAGAAACCACUUAUCCACACACAUGAAAACUCACACAGGUGAGAAACCAUUUAAAUGUAAAAUUUGUGGUAAAUGCUUCUAUAGGAAUAUUGACUUGACUAAACACAGGAGAACUCACACGGGUGAGAAGCCAUUUACAUGUGGAACUUGUGGUAAGUGUUUCUAUUUGAGUAGUCACUUGACUAUACACAUGAGAACUCACACACAUGAGAAACCGUUUACAUGUGAAACUUGCAGUAAAUGUUUCUAUACGAAGUAUAUCUUGACUAAUCACAUGAGAAGUCACACGGGUGAGAAACCAUUUACAUGUGAAACUUGCGGUAAAUGUUUCUCUUUGAGAGGUACCUUGAAUACUCACAUGAAAUUGCACACAAGUGAAAAACCAUUUACGUGUGAAACUUGUGGUAAAGGUUUCUCUUUGCAAGGUGGCUUGAUUAAACACAAGACGGUUCAUUCAGGUGAGAAACCACAUGCAUGUAAAAUUUGUGGUAAAUAUUUCUCUGUUGGUAGUAAACUGGCUUGCCACAUGAGAACUCACACAGGUGAAAAGCCAUUCACAUGUGAAGUUUGUAGUAAAUCUUUCUCUCAAAGAUGUUACUUGAUUGCUCAUAUGAGAGUUCACACAGGUGAAAACCCAUUUACAUGUGGGACUUGUGGCAUAUGUUGCCCUACGAAGAAACACUUGACUAGACACAUAAAAACUCACACAGAUGAGCGACCAUUUACAUGUGAAACAUGUGGUAAAUGUUUCUCUGAGAAAGGUGCCUUGAACACUCACAUUAGAGUUCACACAGGCUUGAAGCCAUUUGAAUGUGAAAUUUGUGGUAAGUGUUUCUCUAAGAGUUAUUCUCGGACUACACACAUGAGAACUCACACAGGUGAGAAACCAUUUACAUGUAAAACGUGUGGUAAACGUUUCAGUCUUAAAGGUUCCUUGAGAACUCACACGAGACUUCACACAGGUGAGAAACCAUAUACAUGUAGAAUUUGUAGUAAAGGUUGUUCUAGAAGUGAUGAGUUGACUCUCCACAUGAGUACUCACACAGGUGUGAAACCCUAUUCAUGUGGAAUUUGUGGCAAAUGUUUUUCUAAAAGGAAUCACGUGGCUUCUCAUUUUAAAACACAACACAUAUGAAAAGGCUUUUCCAUUUCUGAUCUAUUGACCCUUUGCACCGACGUCACCUAAUCACGUGGGUCCACCGUGGUGGACGGCAAAAGCAUGUAAACAGUGAGCAACACGAUUACUAAACAAAGGAAAAAGUAGAGCCUGAAAUUGUUUUUGCGAUCAAAACAAAAACAAAACUCCUCCAGAAUUCCUUCAACUAGUUCAUGCCCAGUUCAGUUAUCAGAAGAAGUAGCGCAUCUAGCGGUAUGCUAACUAGCUUACCAACGUUAGCUUACGUUCUCUCUGCAGCUGUUUACCGAUAACAUGUUGCUGAGUUUGCCUAAAUUCACCCCUCUGGAUUUAUAACUUUGUUGUAAACAGCGUUUCACUUUACACCAAAGCUGAUUUUUAAAAAGUCCGGAUCCCUACCAGCUUCUGUUGCUGGUGGUGUUACCGAGUUCAGCUGCUGCUCUCACACCAGAAUGAGAAGAUCUCUGAAUGGUGAUGCUCAUAUAAAUAAAUAACGUAAUUUUAACACACGUAGUCAUACAUCUGAGCUUUAAUAUUGUUAAUAAUUGUCUCGCUUUACACAACAGUGGACGGCACGCAGCCUCCGUGGUGAAAUACCCACCCAUCAGGAUUAUCAAUAACUAGUAUAAACACAUCACAUUUAUCCCCGUCUUCCUCGUGAAAUAAAUUAACGUUAAUCUUACCCGUUAAAAACAUGUUUGCUCUAAAUCUGACGCCUGCUAGUCCGCUUGAUUGAUCGCUGCAGUUUAUCUCCGUCCUCAGUCUCCAUCAGUUAUUAAAAAGAAAAAAAGUGUUCAGUUUACGUCCUUGUCUGUUAGUGCAGCCGACCACGCAGCAAGCUAAAACCAUUUUAUUGUCAAAUCAACUAAAUAAAAGUGAUAAAAGGCUACAAACUGGCUUGUUUUGACUACCUUCACUGGAGUUUCUACGGGUGUAAAUGGUCUUUUUGCUGUCUAUCAUGUCGAAGGGGGUGGUCACAUGAGUGGCGUGACAUCACGUGCAAAGGGUCAAUAGGAAGCCUAAGUCACCCAUCUACUUGCAGGCCAUAAGUCCCUGGAAGAAAGAAAAAAUGAAUGCAAGUCAACAGGGCUAUAAAAACAAUUUUUCUAAUUCCGUUAGUUUUGCAUCAUUUUCUUUACAAAUAAUGUCUGAAUUUGAAACUCGCUUUCUGCCAAGUUUUUUUUUAACAGCGACUAAAACUAUUUUAGGUGUGCGAAAAUAUGUCCAUGACUACUAAUGCACCUCAUCAAAUUGACGUCAUCAAGCCAGACACAGAAAACAGAUAUGGAUAACUUACUCUAAGAUCAGCAAACUUUGUAAACUUCCUUCAGGAGAAAAGAACCACCAUAAAUCUUGCCAUGUGGUAAGUAGCAGCUUUGCUGGAGGACAGGUUAUUCUGUGGUGAUGUCCGAUUAGUAAUUAUAGUAAUUACAACCACAGCUUAUAAAUCGUGACAGGUGUAGUGGAAAAAUUAAUACUUUUCAUAAAGGGACCUGCCAUCUGGCAGGCUCGUUCUUCGCCGUAAGAUUUGUUACCCCCUUUUUUUUGCUCUUUUUUUUUCACAAAUACAACUUGAACUGCAACGGGCAUCCCCACAAAUUUUACAUCAAAACUACUGGCUCUGCCAUAGAAAGUGUGUACAAAAAAAAUUAGAAAAAAUUUCUCAUUUUGGGUGGGUGCCCACUGUUGCCCACACUGGUGGGUUAAACCCAUCUUUGAAUAAGCCAAACAAAUUGGGUCGAAAUCACCCAUAAAGUUUGAGAUUGGUCUGAUCAUGCAUGUGAAAGUAAUAAAACCAAGGAAUUUAAUGGUGACAGGUCAAUACUUGAUGAUAAGCUACGUCCAUACUGUCAAACUUUUGUAGAAUCUAUAGGUUCAGUUUUUUCCACCUUGUCUUAAGUUUUUUUUUAAUAUACUUUGUCUUAAGAGUAUAUAACAGAAAUUCCAAGAUGACAGGUGAAAAGGGCUAGGUAAGGUUGGCGUACCUUAACAUGUGCAAAAAACCCAAAAUGGCUGAUUUCCUGUGGAGUAUGUAGCAUGGCUCCAAAAUACUUUUUUGUAGGUUCUGACCCUAAAUAAAUUUACCAAAUUUCACAAUCCUCAGUCAAAGCAUGGCACGGGGCUGACAUUUUUAAUGGACCUAGGGGGCACUAUUGCAGAAAAUAAGCCACGACCACCAGAUUUUAUGGUUAAUUUCUAUUAAGGAUUGGAUUUGUAUCAAUCACUUGUAAUUUUAUACCAAUAACAUCAGAAUUGAUGGAAUGGCGGGCAAACGUAAUUCCAUGGUGGGAUGUCAAAUUUUGCCAUUUCCCUAAAGUGCCCCUGCCAAUGUGGGACCCCAAGUGACCCCAACAUGUCUACUGCUAUUUGCCAGAGAUUUGUGUCGAUUAGAUGAAAGAGGUCAAAUUAGGAGCUUUGGCUGUAAAGCACAGUGUGGCGAGAGGUCAAUGUUUGAGGCUUAGCCACACCCACACCAUUAGACUUUAGAAAAAUCUGUCGGUUCAGUUUUUUCCAGUAUGACAGAAGUUAGAAGGCGAUAGGUGAAGUGCGUGGGGGGUUAGCGUACCUUUAACGUGUGCAAAAAAACACAAAAUGGUGUACUUAGAUUAAAAUGGCAGACUUCCUGUAGGACAUAGAACAUGUGUCCAAGAAACUUUUUUUUUGUAGGUCCUCAGACUUUACAUAAGUGUACCAUAUUUCACAACCCUAAGUCAAAGCAUGGCUUGGGGCUGGCAGUUUUAAUGAUACUAAGGGGCGCCAUUUAAAAAAAAAUUGACACACCCACCAGAUUUUCAGGUUAAUAUUUAUGGACGUCUGGAUUUGUAUCAGUCACCUGAAAUUUUGGACCGAUAACAACGAAUUGAAGAUAGAUUUCUGGCAUCAUCGGUUUGUUGCGGUAAAUUAAGUCAUAAUGCUGUUGUACUACAGUGUGCUCGUCUCUUAAGUCAUGACUGGUGGUACUUGGCUCUGCAAGAGACGUGUGUGUAUGUAUAUAUAGAUAUAUAUAGAUGUAGAUAGAUACAUACAUAGGUAAAGUUAUGUGUGUAUGUAUGUAUGUAUAAAGUAUACCCAAUACAUUCAAUCGUCCCAUUAUCAGUGAAAGCUAUUAUUACACAUAAAGAAAAAAACAUGCCCAGACAUUAUGUUUUUAAUGUUUUUUAUUGUCAACUAUUUUUUUUUUUUAUGUUUUGAAUGAGUGAUGUAUGGUGGUGCUGUCUAAUGCAAAUUUCUCCCAAAGGAAACCAAUAAAGAAAUUUCACUUUGACUUUU
Messenger RNA from Nothobranchius furzeri (turquoise killifish), 6197 nucleotides. Its product is annotated as zinc finger protein 665. Gene Ontology annotation, molecular function: RNA polymerase II cis-regulatory region sequence-specific DNA binding; DNA-binding transcription factor activity, RNA polymerase II-specific. NCBI's taxonomy places the organism in Eukaryota, Metazoa, Chordata, Actinopteri, Cyprinodontiformes, Nothobranchiidae. Gene Ontology annotation, biological process: regulation of DNA-templated transcription. Gene Ontology annotation, cellular component: nucleus. The record is from RefSeq and is a predicted model, not a curated record.